Penaeus monodon (black tiger shrimp) is the source of this 2822-nucleotide messenger RNA. Its product is annotated as thimet oligopeptidase-like. The record is from RefSeq and is a predicted model, not a curated record. Gene Ontology annotation, biological process: peptide metabolic process; proteolysis. Gene Ontology annotation, cellular component: mitochondrial intermembrane space. The coding region runs from base 1 to 2157 and encodes 718 amino acids. The transcript is spliced from 15 exons. Lineage: Eukaryota; Metazoa; Arthropoda; Malacostraca; Decapoda; Penaeidae. Gene Ontology annotation, molecular function: metalloendopeptidase activity.
AUGACUGUCGUUUUAUUCAGUGCCUUUAGUCGAUUAUCUCUCUUCUCGGGGACGAUCAGACGGUGUACAUCUGUUCUUCCGAAGACCAGACAAUUUUCCUUCACUAGAACACCUUUGACAGUUUUUAGAAGACAGAUAUCAGUAACCACCAUCAUGCCAACACCUCAGGGAAUCAACGGGUUGUACGAUUUUCGGCGUGUCACUCCAGACGACAUCGAAAAACAGACAGAUGCACUCAUCUCACAACAACGCGCAUCGUAUGACGCUGUUGGCUCACUGCCAUUGGACACUGUUAGCUAUGACAAUGUCAUUAAGAAAUUAGCAGACCUGAUGAAUGAACGCUCAACCUUUGGAUCACCACUGGACUUUCCCCAACAUGCUGCAACCGAUAAAGCUGUCCGUGAAGCUUCAAGCAAAGCUGAACAGAAACUUGAGGAGUUCGAUGUAGAAAUGAGCAUGAGAAAGGACAUUUUUGACCGAGUGGUGGCAUUUAAGGAAAAUGUUGGAGUUGAGGGCUUGAGCAGCGAGCAGAAGAGGCUUGUGGACAAACUCAUUCUGCAUGGAAGACGCAACGGUCUCCAUUUGUCGAGCGAGAUUCAGGACCAGGUGAAGAGCAUCAAGAAGCGCAUGUCAGAACUGAGCAUCAAGUUCCAGCGCAACUUGAACGAGGACAAUACCAAGCUCUUCUUCACCCGAGAGGAGCUGGCAGGGAUGCCCGACGAUUUUAUUAACGAACUAGCCCAGAAAGAAGACAAUAAGUUAGAAGUAACAAUGAAGUACCCACAUCUCUUUCCCAUCACCAAAAAGUGCCGCGUGCCGGACACUAGACGCCAGAUGGUGACUGCCAGUCAGUCCAAGUGUAUGGAAGAGAACACGCCCAUCCUAGAGGAACUGAUAACCCUCCGUCAAAAGGAGGCUGACCUUCUGGGCUACAAGAACCAUGCUGCGUAUGUCUUGGAGGAGCGUAUGGCCAAGACCCCGGAGAAUGUUGCUGAGUUCCUCUCCAGCCUGUCCGAGAAGCUUCAGCCACUGUGGAAGCAGGAGCGACAGGAUAUGCUGAAGUUGAAGAAAGACGAGUGUGAGAAAUACAGUUAUGAAUACUCCGGCAAGCUGGACUUCUGGGAUUUCCGUUACUACAUGAAUCAAGUGGAGGAAAAAAUGUUUGCUGUGGAUCAAGAUGAGGUGCGUCAGUAUUUUCCCCUUGACAAGGUUACCUCUGGCUUGUUGGAUAUAUACCAAAUUUUGCUAGGCCUUAAAUUCACCCAAGAAGUUGAUGCUGACACGUGGCAUGAAGAUGUGAAGCUGUAUCGUGUGAAUGAUGCUGAGACAGGGGAAAAGAUGGGAUACUUUUUCCUUGAUUUGUAUCCUCGAGAUGGCAAGUUUGGUCAUGCUGCUAUUUUCCCCCUUCAGCCAUCCUGUGAAGGGCCCACAGGAGACCGUCAGGUUGCAGUCUGUGCAAUGAUGUGCAAUUUUACUAAGCCUACCAAAGACAAGCCAGCUCUCUUGGACCAUUCAGAGGUUGAGACAUACUUCCAUGAGUUUGGUCAUGUGAUGCACCACAUCUGUUCUCGUGCAACAUUUGCCAUGUUUGCUGGAACUCGUGUAGAACGUGAUUUCCUGGAAGCACCAUCACAGAUGUUGGAGAACUGGGUUUGGGAGAAGGAACCUCUUGCCCUUAUGUCUGGUCAUUAUAAGACUGGUGAGACCUUGCCUGAUGAAAUAGUAGAAAGGCUGCAGAAGUCACGAAAGGCAAACGCUGGUGGCUUUAACCUGCGUCAGAUCAUUUUGGGAACCUUUGAUCAAGCAAUCCAUACAAGAGGGCAAGCAGACACCAAGUCCUUGUUUGCUCAAACGUAUCGUGAUAUUAUGGACAUCGAACCCAUUCCAAAUACCAACAUGCCAGCCAACUUUGGUCAUCUUGCUGGUGGUUAUGAUGCACAGUAUUAUGGUUAUCUGUGGAGUGAGGUAUUCUCCAUGGACAUGUAUGAGAGUCGCUUCAAGAAAGAAGGCAUCUUGACCCCUGCAGUAGGGACUGAUUAUCGUACAAAGAUUCUUCAGCCAGGUGGAUCAAAGGACGCUGCAGAUUUACUUAGAGAUUUCUUAGGCCGUGAUCCAACACAUGAUGCUUUCCUGCGCAGCAAAGGCCUGCAAGUCUGAAUUUGAGAGCAGCUGGAUAAUGCAGUUUUGAUGCCAUUAUACAUGUGGGUGCACGUGUUAUUUUAAUCUGGUGUACAAAUAAAAAAGGAAAAGGGAGAAAAAUGAAAGUUGCAUAAUGUGAGCAAUAGUACAACAAAAGUGAAAUUACUGGAAAUGCAAGAUGGUGUUACACAAAAGGAGAAUUUAUGAAAUUAUACAGGGGGAUGAGAUAAAUAGCUAUCACUUGCUGUGUUGUGUUGUCUGCUUCAUAUCUCAAUCAUGAAAACUAUGUCCACACAAGCAAACUGUCUGCAGAUACAAGUGAGAGUUAUAGAUUGACUUGCCACAACUGUUAAAAUAUUUGUGUGGGAGCUGGAAUGAAAACACUAGACACUGUCCUGCCCAGUGGACUGACGCCACUGCCAGAGAUACACAAUAUUCAAGUUGUAUAGUCCAAAACCUACAAGACUGGCUAGCCUGACACUGCCAGGUGGACAUAAUACAUCUGUUACUAUAGACUCUCUGGUGACAGUGUCUGCCAAUAACUCCAUUUGAAGUGAAUCUUAAGAUUCAUUGAGCAGACCAUGUGCUGUAAAUAGUUUUGUUUUUUUUGUCCAGAUAUUACAUCUCCCCUAGAAUGUAAUUUGAUAUUUAAAUAAGUAUAUAAAAUAAAAUAAAAAUCUUCA